CGGCCCCUCGGCAGCGGGGCACUGACAGCCGCCCCGAGCGGCACCGGCGCGGCGCUCGGCUCCCGUGCCCGGCCGGCGGUCGCUGCCGCCCCGCCGCCCAUGGGCCGCCGCCGCCGGGGGGCGGGCGGGAGCGUGCGGCCGCACUGAGCCCGGCCGGCCGAGCGCGGGGGCGGCCGAGCCCCGGCGCCGCGGGCACCAUGGACAGUAUCCUGGAGCCCUUCCCCGCCGAGCGGCUCUUCCCCGCCGCCGGCACUGGCUUCCUCGACUUCGGCGACUUCAGCGAGGCGGACUUCCUCAGCAAUGUGCAUUUCUCAGAGAACCUGGAUCACCUCUCUGACAACAUGGAGGAUUUCUCCAAUGACCUCUUCAGCAGUUUCUUCGAUGACCCAGUGCUGGCUGAGAAGAACCCUCUGCUGGACAUGGACCUGGAUCCACCCACUCCAGGCAUCCAGGCAGAGCACAGCUAUUCCCUCAGUGGAGACUCUGCUCCCCAGAGCCCCCUUGUGCCUGUCAAAACUGAAGAUAAUGCUAACGAGCUGGAGAAUGGAGUGUGGUCACUGGGGCCCAAGCUCUGCUCCAUCAUGGUGAAACAGGAACAGAACCUGCCUCUAGACCUGCCUGAGUCCCAACUACCUGCCAGCUCCAUACCAGUGCUGAACCUCAACCCUCUGCAGAGACUGCCACUCCCUGAGGAGAUUCCUAUAGAAAUGGCUCCAGCACCUGUGAUCAAAGCUGAACCCAAAGAGGUGAACCAGUUUCUAAAUGUACCUACAGUAGAUGACCUGGUGCAGAUGCCUCCAACUCCACCCAGCAGCCAUGGCAGUGACAGUGAUGGAUCUCAGAGCCCUCGGUCCCUGCCUCCCUCCAGCCCAGCCCGGCCUGCUGCUCGUUCUUCUACUGCCAUCUCCUCCUCACCUCUCCUCACAGCACCACAUAAGUUACAAGGAACCUCUGGUCCUCUGCUCUUGACUGAAGAGGAGAAGCGCACCUUGAUUGCAGAGGGUUACCCCAUUCCUACUAAGCUGCCCCUCACCAAAGCAGAGGAGAAAGCACUGAAGAGGGUCAGGAGGAAAAUCAAGAACAAGAUCUCUGCUCAGGAAAGCCGCAGGAAGAAGAAAGAGUAUGUGGAAUGUCUGGAGAAAAAGGUAGAGACAUACACAACAGAAAACAAUGAACUCUGGAAAAAAGUGGAGACCUUAGAAAAUGCAAACAGGACUCUGCUCCAGCAGUUACAGAAGCUUCAGGCUCUGGUAGCUGGGAAAGUCUCCAGACCUUAUAAAAUGGCUUCUACGCAGACUGGGACCUGUCUAAUGGUGCUGGCACUCUGCUUUGUUCUCAUCCUGGGAUCCCUGAUGCCCUGUCUCCCUGAAUUCUCUUCAGCAUCACAGACAGUGAAAGCAACACCAGCACCAGACAUUUACACAACUAGUAAGAUUCAGUCACGGAGCCUCCUUUUCUAUGAUGAGGGUGCUGGCUCCUUAGAAGAGAGCUAUAGCUCCUUCCUAACCAUGGACCAUCCUGAGGGGUGGGAGGCCAAAAAAAGGCAGUCUGAGGAGGGAAGGCCUCAUCUGGCCAGGACACAUGAGACAGCUAAAUAUUUGAGCAAAACGCAGGAGGGUCCUGACCAGAACCGAACGGACCCAAGUCUCAGCCACCUCAAAGAGCAAUUCCGUGAGAGGGAGACAAGCUCCAGUGAGACAACUGAAUUCUUGUAGCAGCUGCUGGACCUCAAGGCCUCAUCUGUCUGAUUGCAGGAUUCCCUCCUCACCAAGCAACUGAGGGGACUUGGCAGGAGAGGACGCUGCAUUUAGACACCCCUAAACUGGCCUUGAGUUCAGCUCCUCCCCUUCCCCAUCAUCCCUAUUAGUGCUGAUCUCUCUGAGGGGAGUCACGGGACUGCCAGAACCAGCAAUAAGUGUCUGGAGAAGCCCUGAGACUCCCUUUUCUCUGGCCUUACCUCCUGCUUAAAUGAGCACUACCCUAUGGAUGUGGGCUCACCUUGGAGAGGAGGGAGAUCAGGGGAAGCCCACAAACUAUUCAGCUCACUCCCCAAAGCCUCCAGACCAAGGGGGCUGUCCCCACGUGUACCCCUUGGCUACAUCAGAUGCACCUGAAGGAGAGAGAAAGUGCUGGAUUUACUGUCCUGCCUGAGGGUUUUAGGAGUGGGUGAUGCUGGUGCUGGAGAGAUGGCUCUGGAGAGUUUGAGCUCAUUCCUUGCCCUCCAUAUGUUAGUAUAUUUCUGCUUCCAUUGAGAGAAAACCUAGUUCUUCCUUGCUCUAGUUUUCUCCUGAUGGACAUGCCUACGUAACUUCAACACCAACUAUCUGCAAAGAUCUGCACACAAACGGAGUGGGGGAGAGAGAUCCCAGACAGAUAAAUCACCAUAAACAUUAGCCAGCAGCUUCUGGGUAACCAGAGCUCUGAAAGACAGAACAACUUUCCCUCACAACCCACUUCUCCCCAUCCUUAGCACCCCUGUUUUGGCAGGGGUGGUAUUUUUCUUUCUGUUCCCAGCUUGGGCCCUACAGUGCAGUGCUAACCAGGUCAGUAGUCUUCUCACUUUCCAUUCUGCUGGCCUUCUCCUUUGAGAAUGAGUGAGAAAAACACAUUCACAUAACCUAAUCUCCAUCCCUGAUUCUGCUUCAUGCCUAAUAGGGUCUUCCUAGGGACCACGAAGGAGAGCUCUACAACCCAUUAGAGGGCUGUCAGAUUAGCCAUCAUUCCCCUCACAUCCUCUUUGUGCACAAGUGUUGUGAAAGCCACUGAGGACAUACUGGCAUUUCUGGAGACAGGUACAUCUAUCAGGAAAGAGGUGGUAUGUUGGAAUUGGCCAGGGUCACCAAAGACAGUUUUGGACCUCCUCUUUCUAAAUGCUGACAAAAAUAGCAAACUCAUGCCAUACCACCUCUCAGGCCAGACUUGCCAAGUUUGGUGUUGAAGUGACAUCAUCUCAAGCCUAUGCCAUCCUCUUUAGCACCAGACACCCAUUUCUGACUCUUCUUCCUCUCCAGCAAAAGUCCUGCAAAAAGGCGGAAGUGUUGCUCCUCACUCCAUUCCCUCAGCUGCCAUUUGAUGAAAGGACAAUGUGGGACACGAGUGUUGGAGAUCUGGGAUGUGGCAGGUUGCCCCAUGUGUAACACAGGAGUCCCUGUGCACUCUGCCAGGUCUCACAGCAGGCUUCAAUUCCUUGUUUUUCAUCAAGCACCCUGGACUCACUCUGCACUGCCCCAGCCUCUCCUCUUCCCCCAGGCUGGGAGUGGAGAAGGCUCCCUAUAGAGGAAGGAUGGGAUAGCUCUUGCUCAAGGACUGAGAGAGGUGAGGGAAGGGCCCUCACAUCCUUCUUUUCUCCCUAUUGAAAAUUGGUUUUGCCCCUCCAAGUCAUUUGGGAAAAUGUGGACACAGCUGGCUGCAAUCGUGCAUGCGUGGCCAGUGGGGUGAUGAAGAGGAAGGCUUUCAGCAUUGCUCUGCUCUCCCCACGGGACCCCCUGGUCACCAGAUACCACUGCAUUCCCCAUCCUCCACCUCCACCCCAGCACAAAGAACCACUGCCGGGUCCAAGCACACCCUCCUCCGCCCCAACACUUCACUGAGCAUGUCCCCGUGCCUCCCACUCCCACCGUUGUACAGAGAUCAAGAGCAGAACUCGUUUGUACAUAAUGAAACUUAUUUUGUAUUAUUGCCGAUCCCUUAAGAUAUUGUAUUUUGGAGACUCUCAGAUCCUAUUUUCAGUAUUGUAUUUUAUUAAUAAUUAGUGCGGGCUUGGCAUCUAUGAACUUUUUUCUUGUAGCAGCUCACUUUCCACUUAUACUCCAGCAGCUGCUUCUUCCCUCUUAGUUUUUUUGUGGUUUUUUGUUUUGUUUUGUUUUGUUUUGUUUUGAAGCCUCAAGACUCUUUCCUCCUCCUUCUAUCACUUGCUCUGCAUUUGCUUUAUGAAGCAAAAUAAAAAUAAAAUAAAAAGAUGCAGCAUCA
Oenanthe melanoleuca is the source of this 3969-nucleotide messenger RNA. It is a transcript of the gene CREB3L1, whose product is annotated as cAMP responsive element binding protein 3 like 1. The transcript is spliced from 12 exons. Gene Ontology annotation, biological process: regulation of transcription by RNA polymerase II. The record is from RefSeq and is a predicted model, not a curated record. Gene Ontology annotation, molecular function: cAMP response element binding; DNA-binding transcription factor activity, RNA polymerase II-specific. NCBI's taxonomy places the organism in Eukaryota, Metazoa, Chordata, Aves, Passeriformes, Muscicapidae. The coding region runs from base 198 to 1715 and encodes 505 amino acids.